This is a messenger RNA of Phragmites australis (common reed), 2379 nucleotides long. RefSeq names its product G-type lectin S-receptor-like serine/threonine-protein kinase SRK. The transcript is spliced from 6 exons. NCBI's taxonomy places the organism in Eukaryota, Viridiplantae, Streptophyta, Magnoliopsida, Poales, Poaceae. Gene Ontology annotation, molecular function: ATP binding; protein serine/threonine kinase activity. Gene Ontology annotation, biological process: protein phosphorylation; recognition of pollen. The record is from RefSeq and is a predicted model, not a curated record. The coding region runs from base 1 to 2379 and encodes 792 amino acids.
AUGGAAGCAAUACGCAGCCACCUUCUCCUCCUAUCUUUCUUGCUUCUUUCUCCCAUAGCUUUCGCCGCCAGCGUUGCCGACACGCUCGGCAAGGGCCGCAACAUCACCGACGGCGAGACGCUCGUCUCAGCCGACGGCACAUUCACCUUGGGAUUUUUCUCUCCCGGGGUGUCAACCAAGAGAUACCUCGGCAUCUGGUUCUCCGUAUCCAGUGAUGCCGUCUGCUGGGUGGCUAACGGUGACCGCCCUGUAAAUGGCAACUCCGGCAUGCUGGUCGUCAGAGACAAUACGGGGAGCCUUCUGCUGCUGGAUGGCUCCGGCCAGGUCGCAUGGUCGUCGAACUCCAGCAGCGCCUCUUCAGCGGAGGCGAAGCUCCUUAACAACGGCAACCUAGUCGUGCGCGACCGAGGCAGCAGCACGAUCCUGUGGCAAUCUUUCGAUCACCCGUCGAACACCUUGCUGUCCGACAUGAAGGUGGGCAGGAACCUGUGGACCGGCGCCGAGUGGUACCUGACGUCGUGGCGUUCGGCGGAUGACCCGUCCCCAGGGCCCUACCGCCGCGUGCUGGACACGAGCGGGCUGCCGGACUUUGUCAUGUGGCAUGGCAACGUCAAGGCGUACCGCACGGGCCCGUGGAACGGCCGGUGGUUCAGCGGUGUCCCGGAGGUCUCGACGUACACGGACUUGGUCACGUUCCAGGUGACGACUAGUCCGGGAGAGAUAUCCUACGGGUACAUUGCUAAACCCGGCGCGCUGCUGACUCGUGUCGUGGUGACGGACACCGGCAUGGCCAAGAGGCUGGUGUGGGACGCGAGCACCCGGUCGUGGCACACCUUCUUUCAGGGGCCGAGGGACGUCUGCGAUGCCUACGGAAAGUGCGGGGCGUUUGGCCUGUGCGACGCCACCGCGGCGUCGACCUCGUUCUGCAGCUGCCUCAAGGGGUUCAACCCUGCGUCGCCGUCGGCUUGGUCCUUGAGGGAUACCUCGGGCGGAUGCCGGCGAAACGUUGCGCUGUCCUGUGGCCAUGGGCAGACGACGGACGGUUUCUUGUUGGUGCACGGAGUGAAGCUCCCCGACACGCACAACGCGUCGGUAGACACGAGCAUGACGGUGGAGGAUUGCAUGGCGAGGUGCCUCGCCAACUGCUCGUGCUUGGCCUACGCCGCCGCGGACAUCAGGGGAGGCGACGUUCGUAGCGGCUGCGUCAUGUGGACGGAUGAUAUCAUCGAUCUUCGAUACGUCGACCAAGGGCAGGAUCUGUACCUGAGGCUGGCCAAAUCUGAGCUCCCGCCGCCCCCGGCGCCCUCACCGCGGCGGCCGUUUCCUACUGUGCCGGUUGUUGGUGCAUCCGCAGCCUCCGUCGUCGCAAUUCUUGUUAUUUUUCCUACUUCGAUUGCCCCUUCUGUUGGACUGUUUAAUAUGAAGGAGGCCACAGGAGAUUUUUCCGAAAGCAAGAUUAUUGGGCGAGGUGGAUUCAGCAUCGUCUACGAGGGGCAUUUGCCUGAUGGUACAAAGGUUGCUGUCAAGAGGCUCAUACAACCUUAUGUUGCGGAUGAAGGCGGUGAGGCUUUCAUGAGAGAAGUGGAAGUGAUGUCAAAGCUCAGAAAUGAUAAUCUUGCUCGGCUCCUUGCUUAUUGCAAGGAUGGAAAUGAGCGAAUACUAGUCUAUGAGUACAUGAAGAACAGGAGUUUGAACCUCUACGUAUUUGCAGGAGAUCCCAGACUCCGAGCUCUGUUGAAUUGGGAGCGAAGGCUGGAAAUAAUUGUAGGGGUUGCCAAAGGCGUUGCUUAUCUUCACGGGCUAAGCAAGGAAGUGAUACAUAGGGAUCUGAAACCAUCUAAUAUACUUUUGGAUGACCAUUGGAGAGCAAAGAUUGCAGAUUUUGGCACCGCGAAGUUGUUCAUCGAUGGCCAGACAAAUCCAACACUAGUACAGACAGCGGGCUACACGGCUCCAGAGUAUGCAGCGCAAGGGUACUUGACAUUGAAGUGCGACGUGUAUAGCUUUGGAGUCGUCCUGCUGGAGAUAGUCAGCGGCCAAAGGAAUUGUACCGUGCCAACGCUCAUUUCCGAUGCUUGGGAAUCUUGGAAUCAACAUAAGAUCGAGAAGGACCUUCUUGAUUCAUCCGUGGCCCAACCGGAGCCCGAUCACCUACUUAAACUGGAGAGAUGUGUGCAGAUAGGCCUUCUCUGCGUGCAGCAAUCGCCCGUGUAUAGGCCAUCAAUGUCUGAGGUAGUCACGAUGCUAACAAAUAACAGUUCACAGAUCCGUUCUCCCAACAGACCGGUGUUCGACAGCAGAGCCGGGUCUCCUCUCCGUGAAGGGAAUCUCUCAACGCAGGACGCGUCUGCCACACACGACUUCGUCUAUCUCACAUAA